Strongylocentrotus purpuratus (purple sea urchin) is the source of this 1031-nucleotide messenger RNA. Its product is annotated as C4b-binding protein alpha chain. The record is from RefSeq and is a predicted model, not a curated record. The transcript is spliced from 7 exons. NCBI's taxonomy places the organism in Eukaryota, Metazoa, Echinodermata, Echinoidea, Camarodonta, Strongylocentrotidae. The coding region runs from base 12 to 1031 and encodes 339 amino acids.
AGACCCUAAACAUGAGUGUCCUUGGUUCGAAACUCAGUCCGAUUACGAUCGUCUUGAUUUCAGUCCUUCUUUCAGGCCAAUUAUUUGUUGGGGUUACAGGACAAUGCGAUACUGGCUGCUCACCACCUGAUAUAGAAGGUGGUGGGACACCGAGUUUCUCUCCGGAUGAGGACUGCUACGAUACAGGGUCAAGUGUGAACGUCACCUGUAGUGGAUAUCUAUUUGGGAUAACGGAAGUUGGCGUGUGCAUAUCAGCUGGAUAUUGGGACGCACAGUUCCCACCAACAUGCGAGGAAUCAAGUUGUCCCGUGCCCACUGCUCCCCAGAACGGCUUAGUAAGCCCGGUAAAUCACAACUCCUUGUACGAUGAGAUUGUGUAUUCUUGCGACGAUGGUCUGUUCCUUGACGGACCAGGCAUGGCCGUUUGUAUAGGAACAGGUCAAUGGUCCCCAACUACGAUCCCAACAUGUUCUGGAAACUGUACGAUUCCCGUUAUAACCAAUGGAGAAGCAACAUCGUCUGAUGACGUACUUCAAGAGGGGAGUCAGAUGACAAUUUCGUGUUCUGAAGGGUACACUCUGACUGGGGUAACCGAUUUCAGGUGUCACAAUGAAGAAUGGAACCCGGAUGUGGGAGAAUGUUUAGCAAAUUGCCCCUCGCCAGACAUUGCGAAUUCGGACUUUGCAACAAACCAAUCGGAAACAGACCACGGCGACUUCAUCAUCGUGACGGUGACCUGUGACGACGGUUUCACUUCCGGAACAGGGGAUAAUGUAUCAGAACCUCUGACCUGCGGAAACGGUAGUUGGGACGUGGAUGUAUACUGUUAUUCGAAUUGUCCAUUGAUCUCAGCCCCUGACGAUGGCUACGCCAACAGCCUCGUCGAGCCGUUCUAUCAUGGCCGCAUCGUCGCUUUCAACUGCAGCCUCGGGUUCACAUUGGUCGGGGAUUCGAGUUCGACGUGCGACGACGGAAACUGGUUGAAUGCCGUUCCUGAAUGCAUAGGUUUGGAGUCGUCGCCUUUCUUCUAA